AUGAACCAGUUAACCUUUGUCAGCUGUCUUUUGUUCUGUUCGGGGUCUCAAGCUGCCUUCCAGGACUUUGUGAUAGGACCUGAGGCCUAUGAAGGUGCUAACGAUGUGGCCCCGUUUGGUGAAGAAUUUCCGGAGGAGAUGGACGGGGAUUUAAUGGUGUCAUUCCAGGAUGUACAGCAUGAUGGAAUUGUGGAUACCAAUCUGCUGAUGAAAGCUCUAAUGCAGCAUGCCAAUCGUUUGGGCAUGAGUUUGGAAGAACUUGCAAGCUUAAAUAUGCAGCACGAAGAUGAGGAAGCUAUGAACCAACUUGGUUGUUCAGCUGAGCAGGAUGUAUUCGGAUACCCAGAAAAGCCCACUUGGCGGGAUGUACUCUUUAACUAA
Drosophila santomea is the source of this 381-nucleotide messenger RNA. RefSeq lists its product as uncharacterized. The record is from RefSeq and is a predicted model, not a curated record. NCBI's taxonomy places the organism in Eukaryota, Metazoa, Arthropoda, Insecta, Diptera, Drosophilidae. The coding region runs from base 1 to 381 and encodes 126 amino acids. The transcript has 3 exons.